AUCUCCUCAAACAGACAUGGCGGAUGUUGAUCCAGAGACCGCGGCAGGACAGCCAAAGAAGAGAACGUUCAAGAAGUUCAGCUUCAGGGGUGUUGAUCUUGAUGCUCUCCUUGACAUGUCCACUGAUGAGCUUGUCAAGCUCUUCCAUGCCCGAGCUCGCAGAAGGUUCCAGCGGGGUUUGAAGAGGAAGCCCAUGGCUUUGAUCAAGAAGCUGCGUAAGGCGAAACGUGAGGCCCCACCUGGUGAGAAGCCUGAAAUUGUCAAAACUCACUUGCGAAACAUGAUCAUCGUCCCUGAGAUGAUCGGGAGUGUCAUUGGAGUGUACAAUGGCAAGACCUUCAAUACAGUUGAAAUUAAACCUGAAAUGAUAAGUCACUAUCUUGCUGAGUUCUCAAUCUCAUACAAGCCAGUCAAGCAUGGCAGACCCGGCAUUGGUGCCACCCACUCUUCAAGGUUCAUUCCUCUGAAAUGAGAAAUCUACCAUCAUUUUAGAAAUACAAGAGAGAUUUUGUUCGUCAGGAUCACCUAUGUUAUGUUACUUUCUUCGUACUCUUGUGCUCAAUUAGUUCCUGUUUCAUCUGUCGCCGUUUUCCAUCGGACAGGAAUGUUUAAACUGCCGUUAUUUUGAAUGUUUGAUGACAAGUUGCUUAAUUUGUUUGGAAAGAGAUCUCUGUGUUCAAUUGCA
Olea europaea var. sylvestris is the source of this 685-nucleotide messenger RNA. RefSeq names its product 40S ribosomal protein S15-like. The record is from RefSeq and is a predicted model, not a curated record. Gene Ontology annotation, biological process: ribosomal small subunit assembly; translation. Gene Ontology annotation, cellular component: cytosolic small ribosomal subunit; ribosome. The transcript has a single exon. Bases 17 to 472 code for a protein of 151 amino acids. Lineage: Eukaryota; Viridiplantae; Streptophyta; Magnoliopsida; Lamiales; Oleaceae. Gene Ontology annotation, molecular function: RNA binding; structural constituent of ribosome.